Molecule: messenger RNA, 663 nt
Organism: Hevea brasiliensis (rubber tree)
Lineage: Eukaryota; Viridiplantae; Streptophyta; Magnoliopsida; Malpighiales; Euphorbiaceae
Product: RNA pseudouridine synthase 4, mitochondrial-like
Exons: 5
Coding region: 1-663 (220 amino acids)
Biological process (GO): pseudouridine synthesis
Molecular function (GO): RNA binding; pseudouridine synthase activity
Source: RefSeq, a predicted model, not a curated record
AUGUAUGUCAUCAAAAGAAGUUUAGAUGAACUGGCUGUAAGUUGUUUAUGUUAUGACUACACUGAGUUCCCCAGGCUGGUUCAUAGACUUCACAGAGAUAGUAGUGGCAUCUUGGUGAUGGUAAGGACACAAAGAAGUACAUUCAGGCUGAAAACUUCUGCAGCAUCAAAUGAUGUGGUGGUGGACAAUGGAAAAUCUGACAGAAUAACAAUGGUUGAGAAUGCACAGAACCCAUCUUCUCAGCAUGCACACAUUACAGAAUGGUUAGAACUGUCACCUGUUCCUGGUAGGAAGCAUCAGCUGCGUGUACACUGUGCUGAAGUAUUGGGUACGCCAAUAGUUGGAGACUUCAAAUAUAGGUGGCAAGCUCAAAGGAAGUGGAAACAUUUGCUUUGUCAGAUGUCGAAGAAAACUCAAAUGAGAAUAUGUCAUGCAAUAAAAUGUUUCCUUGUGGCAUUGAUUUGGAAAGUGGAAGCAUCUCUGAAAAGCACACCCUCGUCUCCAGAUCUUCACUGCGAGCAAUUGGUUUUACCCAAUGUGUCUCAGGCUUUGCAAGUCGUGCAGAUGUUGUUCGAGUAUGAUUUUUCAGAUAUGGAAAGCAUUGAAUUGGGUGCUUCCUUGCCUUCCUACAUGCAAAAUAGUUGUGAUAUGUUGAGCUCCUGA